This is a messenger RNA of Penicillium lagena, 714 nucleotides long. It is a transcript of the gene mog1, whose product is annotated as Ran GTPase-binding protein MOG1. Gene Ontology annotation, cellular component: nucleus. The record is from RefSeq and is a predicted model, not a curated record. NCBI's taxonomy places the organism in Eukaryota, Fungi, Ascomycota, Eurotiomycetes, Eurotiales, Aspergillaceae. Gene Ontology annotation, biological process: protein import into nucleus. The coding region runs from base 1 to 714 and encodes 237 amino acids. The transcript has 2 exons. Gene Ontology annotation, molecular function: guanyl-nucleotide exchange factor activity; small GTPase binding.
AUGGCGCAGUUCGCAGACCAGGACUUCUUCGGCGGGGCGAUUCGCGGCGUGGUGCCGCAGGGCUGGAUCGAUGGCAGCACCCUCCGCGAAGUCCCAGAUCACCAAGAGCUUUUCCUCUCACCAACCACACUCUCCACCCUAAUCAUCGAGAUCAACCAGCGUGUCCCGCGCGACGACGCCCUGAGCCUUCUCCCCAUGCUAGACCAUCAGCAACCACCACUCGGCGGCUCCAGCACCUCCAACACGGUAUCUACCGAAACAAUCGACCAAGCCGCGGCGCUGUACCAUCUCCACGACAUAUGUGAAGAGGACGACACGAUGCAGGUCGUCACCCCGCCGCAGCGGGCACAUCUCCCUCGUCUGUCGCCUUCUUCUUCUCCAUCCUCUUCAUUUCCCGCCUACAAAGGCGUAGUCUCAUUUACCACGCCCGCGCGCCAACGACCUGGCGGGCGCGUCCCGAGCUCCGUGGACGGCGCGUCUCUCAACGGCGAGACGAAUAAUCUGCCGCAGACAUCAAGGCUGACGUGCCACUAUCUAGUUGUGCGGCUGGAGCCGCAAGCUACGGACCUGGUGGUUUUCUUGAAUGUGCCACACGAGGAGUUCGAUACGAGUGGUGAUCCUAGGGGAUUGUCGAGGGAGGAGGUUGUUGCUGAGGACUUGAUUGAGACUCUGGUGCAGAAGCUGGAGGUUUGUGAUUGGGGGCUUUUCGUUUAG